AGUCACUUUGUUUACACAACACCUAUCUGGUGAUUUGAUAUCUUACCUGCUGCAUUUUUCAGAAAACUGGGCGUAGUAGGGACUAAAGCCAAUUUGAAGUGGUGGAUACAUUGUACGUGUGACAUUCUGAAAGAUCAUUUGACUCCACUCCUCGACAUCAUACGAUGUCGUCAGAAAUCCUCCCAGAGGUGGGCGCACCGGAAGACUGUCUAGCGAUGAUUUCGCCAGAUGACAUCGAGACGAUCCGAACUCUCUUCCAGCAGCGGCCUGAUUUGUGGGAUGAUUUCAAGACCCUGACUGAAGUUGUGGACUGUCUGAACGAACACGUGACAGAUUACCAGAAAGUACACGGUUUGUUAAAUAGAAUCUUUGGCAGCACCAGUGUAAAUUUAAACAAAGGGAUAGAAGAGUUCUCUCGCUUUGCCGCCGCCGUACAGUUUGCAGAGAAAGGUGUGGAGUUUAUGAGGCAGACGAUGACAAAGAAAGGGCUAACGUACAUCACACAGUUCACUUUCCCGCACCCGGAUGUCGAAAGAAGUUGUUUAUAUAUGUUAAGAUUCAUGUUUCAUAAUUACUCAUGCUAUAGCAAGGAGUUUGCCACAAGACUUGCAAAGACAGGUGUGCUGCAGGACUUGAUGGAAGAUCUGAAGCACAUGAAGGAUCAGUCAGCUGAGCGUUUGGAGAAAGGUGAAGCUUUCAAAUCGGUCAUAGCUAUCGUACUCAACUGCUGUCGAACCUCUGAUGGUCUGGCCAUCGUUAUGGCAAUGAAUAUAAAGGAAGAACUCAAACCUUUUCUUUCCAAAGAUGAUCUUGAUAUUCAAACACUCGCACUCUGCACCCUCAGUUUCCUCGUUGAGGACCAUGAACUAGACCUGCUGAAAGUCGACAAAUCUCUGAUGCAAUAUUGUGUCCAGUGUAUCUACGGGGCUGCAGACUCAAAAAGAAAAAGUCAUAAUGGAUGGUUGAUGGAAGAACUCCUAGCCCUCUUAUCGAGACUCGUCAGGAAUGAUUCAAACAAGCGUCUGAUUUUACGAACUGGUGGGUUGAAAAUGCUGGGCAUGGUGCUUGAAACAAGGACGGAAGUGGAGCAAGCGAAUGCGAUUAAGCUUCUUAAUAAGCUUGCAGUAGAAACAGAAGGCAAACUAAUGAUGCAGGCAGAUGCCAGUCUUUUGACGACUCUUUCAAAACUAGAAUCGGAUGAGAACAAACCAUUUCGCGAACAGGCAGCUGACCUUCUAAAGACAAUCCACAAAAUAAGCGUUACACCAGGCCAGCAAGAAAUACUAACACUUCUAAAGGACCGAGUGAACGCGCUGGCCAUCCUUGACACCAGUGAGGUCGGCUUUGUGCUCUGUCAGCUUCAGAUCCUCGCCACUGGAGGUCGCCACAGUCACGGGGAUUUCUCCGCCAUUCAGCUUCUAGAAGUCUUGUCACUCUUCGUCAAGGGAAACAAACAGGGCCAGCAGAUAACAGCUCAAGGACUGGAUACGCUGUGCUGCUACCUGAGGAAAGGUGAGGAUGCAGAGAAAAGACUGGUGCUUGGUAUCGUCCUGGAUGUGGUGUCCGACACAGAGGCUCUCAGAUUUGUAAAGAAUCACUCAGGUUUUGUUUCAUUGCUGGAUGGACUCCGAGCUUCGGAAAAUGAAGAGCUUUCUCAAAAGGCUAAUCUCAUCUUAUGUGCUAUUGACCAGAAAAUCUAGAAACUUGUCGUGUCUGAAGUAUAAUACUCAGUGAUAUUUGUAAGUUAGUGCACAAUAUUAAUGUCAAAGACAGUUACAUUUGGUGCACGCAGCAAACCACCGAACAACUAUUCUCUUUUUCAGUUUACAGAACAUAGAAAUAUUGUUCUCUUCAUAUUGCGGGUUAAUAUGCAUUCUUAGUUUUAAGAAUUGUUUUAUGCAAUUACUUAUAUGGUUGUUGUUUUACUGUAUAAUAGAUAUGGCUUUUCUAAUUUAACCACAGUAACCUGCACUCGCUGAUGCGCUCUUUCUUCUGUGACUGUGAUAAUGCGCGUGAUAAAAUUUACGAAGCAAAUAAUUUUAAUUAUUUGUGGUUACUCUCUAUUUCAUAUAAAAACUUUUAUUUAUUCUGUUUAAAAUGUAUUCAUAAAACUUUUCUUCAUUACAUAUUUUAAAAUCUGUGUAAACAGGUAAAGACUCAAUAUUUUGCUGUGUUUGCAGUGCCUCUUGUAAUGAUCUACCCUUUUUUCUACAUUUUUCAUCGGCAUUUGGUUUGACUGUUUACCUACCAAUGGCUUUUUAUUUAUUCCUCUGCUUAUAUCAGCUCUCUCUCAUCGACGUUAGACCUCUCUGGCUUUCUUCAUUUUUACAAGUUGUCCCUGGGAUAGACAUUACAUCAGUACAAAACAGUCAUGAGUUUCGACAUUGUACUGCAAUUUCUCCUUUGUGAUCACACAAUUUUUUGUCAGCAUGUUUGAUUAUUGAGCAAAACAUAUGUACAGUCGUUGAAUGAUAGUUUUCCUUGUUCGAUAACAUUUCAUCUUAAAAGAGUAGAAAGAGAGACGCCUUAAGAGUGUUUUCAAUACAGACUUACGAGCAUUUGUCUUUCUUGGGCUUCACGGGAGGCCAGUAGUUCGCCACGCGCCGGCGGCUGAGCUCUAGUCAGCAAACAGUGGAGCGUGGCAAACUUCAGAGGCCAUGUUUACAGAGCGGAAUGCGAGCAGUCUGGGUUAGAGUGACGUGUUAAUGGUUUCCUGCGCCGACGUGCCCUCUAGUGGCGGCCGUGGAUUGAGGGACCUGCGUUGUCACACUUUGAUUCUGAUAAGGCUAGUUGUGAAGCUUAAUUUUUUUAAUUCCUACUUUCUGUACUAUGGUGUUAUCAUUUUUUGUUUUUAAUGUUCAGAUUUUUUUUUUUUUUUGGGGGGGGGU
Molecule: messenger RNA, 2888 nt
Organism: Pomacea canaliculata
Lineage: Eukaryota; Metazoa; Mollusca; Gastropoda; Architaenioglossa; Ampullariidae
Exons: 9
Coding region: 165-1700 (511 amino acids)
Source: RefSeq, a predicted model, not a curated record